This is a messenger RNA of Aphidius gifuensis, 3205 nucleotides long. RefSeq names its product transmembrane protein 184B (gene Tmep). The transcript is spliced from 6 exons. Gene Ontology annotation, biological process: transport. The record is from RefSeq and is a predicted model, not a curated record. NCBI's taxonomy places the organism in Eukaryota, Metazoa, Arthropoda, Insecta, Hymenoptera, Braconidae. Bases 335 to 1645 code for a protein of 436 amino acids. Gene Ontology annotation, molecular function: transporter activity.
AGAGAAAAAAAAAAAAACAGUUCACUUGCUGCUGUCGUUUUUGUCUUGAAACUUGACGUGUGGUUUUUGGAUCUUGUUAAACGUGUACAUGUAAUACAUAAAUUAAAAAUAAUUGAUAGAUAAAUUAUUAUAGAAUAUAGAAAAAAAUAAAUAGAUAUUAAAAAUGUCAAGUGAAAGUAAAACCUUAUGGUAUCCGCGAUAAUCGCGAGUAAAAUAUCAUCUUGCUGAGUAUUUUUUUUUUCAUUUUUUUUAUUUUUGGUUUGUGAAGAUCUUGUGGCUGGAAUAAAAUACUGGAUAGACAAGAGUUGUUAUUGCAAAGCUCGGAUUUUUAAGUAUGAUGAUAAAUACAACAACAAUGGCAGAUGCAGCAGUAUCAACAAUUGCAUCUGUUAUUGAUAAUGUAACACCAACAAAUGUUGGUAUUGUAACAAGUACAAUUAAAAAUAUUGGCACAAUUGAACCAACACCAAUAUUUUUACAAACAAAAUCAGCACAAUUUAUUUCUGGAGUAUUUGUUUGGAUUUCACUAUUUUUAACUUGCCAACAGAUUUAUCAACAUUUAAGGUGGUACACAAAUCCAUCUGAACAAAGAUGGAUUGUUAGAAUUUUAUUUAUUGUACCAAUAUAUGCAACUUACUCAUGGAUAUCAUUGCUAUUUUUUAAUAAUGAAAGUUAUUAUGUUUAUUUUUUUACUGUACGUGAUUGUUAUGAGGCAUUUGUGAUAUAUAAUUUCUUAUCAUUGUGCUAUGAGUAUCUUGGUGGUGAGGGUAAUAUUAUGUCAGAAAUACGUGGUAAACCAAUACGUUCAAAUUGUUUAUAUGGUACAUGGUGUCUUGUUGAAAAAACUUAUACAAUUGGAUUUUUACGUUUUUGUAAACAAGCAACAUUACAAUUUUGUCUUGUUAAACCAGUUAUGGCAUUUGUCAUAAUAAUUUUACAAUCAUUUGGACAUUAUCGUGAUGGUGAUUGGUCACCAGAUGGUGGUUAUAUUUAUAUAACUGUUAUCUAUAAUAUCAGUGUAUCACUUGCACUGUAUGGAUUAUUUUUAUUUUAUUUUGCAACAAAAGAUCUUUUAACACCAUUUGAACCAGUUCUUAAAUUUUGUACUGUAAAAAGUGUCAUAUUUUUGUCAUUUUGGCAAGGUGUUAUGCUAGCUGUAUUUGAAAAAGCAAAUAUUAUAUCACCAGUUAUUGAUAGUAUGGGACAUUCAGCAACAAGUGCUGGUACAGUAUCAGCUGGUUAUCAAAAUUUUUUAAUUUGCAUUGAAAUGUUAUUUGCUGCAAUUGCAUUACGUUAUGCAUUCCCUUAUCAAGUCUACGCAGCUGGCUGUGUCACUGACUCCAGGGGUCGAAGUGUCACCAUGCAAAGUAUCAGCAGUAGUUUAAAGGAGACUAUGAAUCCAAAAGAUAUCAUGACAGAUGCAAUCCAUAAUUUCCAUCCUCAGUAUCAGCAGUACACUCAGUACAGCUCAGGUAUGAAGAAUCAACGUGGAAUGAGAGUAUCAAGUUUUGAUCCAGAUGAUCCACAGAAUAUGCCUGUUCCACCACCGCAAAGACGUAAUACAUCAAAUCAACGUGUCGCAACGAUAUCACAAAAUUAUAAUGAAAAAACAAUGCUACUUAGCAGUGAUGAUGAAUUCCAAUAAUUAAAUUUAUCUAAUUUUUAAACAAUACAAUUCAAAAACAAAAAAAAAAGAUGAAUAAAUAAAUUUUAAAUAAUUAAUUUUAAUUUAACCAAAGGUAAAAUUGUGGUUGUUAUUAUAAAAUUAAAAAAAUUUAAAUUAAAAUAACUAAUAUCUCGAGAGAAUAAUUUUUAUAAUUUUAAUUUUAUAUUGUUAUUUAAAAAUUGAAAUAUAAAACCAAGUGCAAUAUAAAUUUAUUCUUUAUUUUUUUCUCGAGAUAUAUUUAUCAUAAUUUUUAACAAUUAAAAAUUGAGAUUUUUCUUUUGUUAAUUAUUGGUUUUGGUAAUUUUAUUUUAUUGGAAUGAUAAAAUUAAUAAUAAUCAAUUUUAUAAUUUAUAAUUUUUAUUUAUUAUUAUUAUUUUAUGUUACACAGUACAAGAAUAGUAUAGAUAUAUUUUAUUUAUGCUAAUUCGUUAAAUAAAUGAAAUAUUAAUAAAAUAUAAAAAAAAAAAUAAAACAAAAUUGUUGUGCAAUUGAAUACAUGAUUUAAAUAUUAUAUAUAUUAAACGGCUUUAAAUUGCCAAUCAUAUUUUCGUUUUUUUCUUUUUGUUUUUCAAUUAAAUUCUUCGUCAAAUACUUGUACAAAUGAACCACAUAAUUAAAGUACUUACAAAUAAUUAAAAAUAAUAAUUAAAAAAUAAAAAACAAUUAUUAUUUUUUUUUCUUUUAUAAACUCUGAAUUUAUACAUUACAUUUAAUAUAUAUUGUUCAUUAAAAUUAAUUAAUUAUUAAUUUUUAAUAUUUAAAAAAUAUUAUUAUUUUUCUUCCAUCAAAAAAAAAAAAAAACCAUUGACUAUACAAAUUUAGAUUAUUUUCAAAAUAACAUAAUUAACAAUAAUUAUUUUAUCAAAAUGAAUGAAUUUUUAAUGUAAAAAUACAAAAAUUAUAUUUAAUAAUGACAAUGAACAAUUUUAAAAUGAUAAUUCAACCUCGAGCCAACAGAUUUACUUCGCGUCCUAUUAAAAAAAUUAAUACAUGUAUACUAUUGAAAAAUAAUAAUAACACGAUUAACACGAGUAAAAAAUAUAUUUCAAUUAAAACCACAAACUGCUAUGAAACUAAAAAAAAUAAUAAAUUCACGUUUAAUUAAAGUAACGAAAUAUUAUUGUCCAGGAAAAUUGAGAUUUUCUUUUUUUUUUUUUCGCUCAAUAAUGAUGUCUUUGUGUAUUAUUAAAAUGUCUAAAUGAUAAUUAAAUAAAUGAACAAAUAAUUGUUUAAAAUGACGAAAGAAAAAUUAACAUAAAUAAUUAAGUAAAAUAAAAUUAAAAAAAACUAAUAAAUAAUGAAAAUGUUUAUUGAUUGAAGUGUCGAUUGAAAAAAAAAAAAAAAUUGCAUUUAAUUAUCCAUCAUUCAUUCAACAAACGUUAAAAAAAAACACGUAAAAAAAAAAUGAAAAAAAAUUACGAUUUCACGAUUAAAUGACAAUGAUAGAAAAUAAAAAUUAUAAAAAAAUAAUAACAAAAAUAUUAGUAAUCUGUUAGAAGAGUCUGUAAGCCUCAAAAUAAAUAUUUUUAUCUCAAAUAA